Messenger RNA from Phymastichus coffea, 3908 nucleotides. RefSeq names its product glycerol kinase (gene Gk2). The transcript is spliced from 12 exons. NCBI's taxonomy places the organism in Eukaryota, Metazoa, Arthropoda, Insecta, Hymenoptera, Eulophidae. Gene Ontology annotation, cellular component: mitochondrion. Bases 932 to 2689 code for a protein of 585 amino acids. Gene Ontology annotation, biological process: triglyceride metabolic process; glycerol-3-phosphate biosynthetic process; glycerol metabolic process. Gene Ontology annotation, molecular function: glycerol kinase activity. The record is from RefSeq and is a predicted model, not a curated record.
UAAGUACUUCGUUAAUUCAACAUACCUGUGAUUAACCGAAACAUGAAUUGAAAAUUAUUAUCGAAAAUGUUGCAAAUGAUUAAUAAAAACUUUAGGACUCCAUGUGCAGAACACGAAAUCGGUGUGCAGGCUGCAGCAGACACUCAUUCUCCGGUCAUUGUUGCCACAAGUUCAAUGUGAAUGUAUGCAAUUUUCUAACCAAAAGUUAAAUAUAAAAUAGAAAGUGAUGUAAACAAACGACAAUAAUUAAUUUCUUAGAAUAAUUAUGCAUUGUUUUUCCAAAUUCAGAAUAUAGCACAUUAACAAUUAACAGAGAUACAUCAUUGCCACUGUAAUGUUGGCAGCCUGAUUGAAUAUUUUGGAACAUGCGAUUCCCUUCAUGUCGUGUAUUUUCUCUCUUGCUACUUGCACAAGUAGUAGUCUGCAGUUUGCUUGUGAACGAAAGUGAAAAAUUUACCCCUUAGACAAAAUGAACGUACCUACCUUUUCCUUUUUCGUCAUAUAAUUCAUUUCUUUCCUCGACUACCAUUUUGUUCCAGUUUUAUGUUUUAUCAAUUUCAAUGUAGAUCUAAAAUUUUUCUUUUUGUGGUUUUGUUUUCGUAUAGGUAGUGCAAGAGGAAAGGUAUUAGCGAUUUACAUGGGUGUGUGAUACACGUGCGUUUCCGUUAUCAAUUCCGGCGCUAUUUUUCGCUGACUUGUAAAUGACAUUAAUUGGCUUUUUUUAAAUUUGAUGCACCAUUAUGCCAGCGACUAAUAAAUACGGAGUGAUGAACUGGCAUGAUUUCGUGAUUGUGAUAGUGUCUGAGCUGUAUUACGAUCGAAGAAAAGCACUUGUCGGUUAAAAGAUAGUCCAGUUUGUCUGCAGCCAGCAACGUAUAGUUCUGCGAGAGCCGAACGUUGCCUGCUGAUUUAAUUAUCGGAGCACAACAGAAUGGCCGAAGGGAGUGAGAAGAGCGAAGGAAGCACUGACAAGGACAAGACUGUUUUCGAAAGCCAAUCAACCGAACUACCCGCAGAAACCAUGCCCACCAGGCCGAGCAAGCCCAGCUCGUUUAUCGGAGUCAUUGACGUCGGAACGCGAACCGUUCGGUUCGUCAUCUUUAAUGCAAAGUUAGUAGCAGAAGUAGAAUCGCACUACAUCGAUAUAGAACAGAUAACACCGCAAGAAGGAUGGGUCGAGCAAGAUCCAAAAGAAAUCAAGUCGGCGGUAAACGUCUGCAUCUCGGAAGUACUUAAGAAGAUGACUACUAAGGGCAUGGAUGCGGAGAAUAUUGUUACGAUUGGCAUUUGCAAUUCGAGGGAAACGACACUUGUCUGGGAUUCGAAGACUGGAGAUGCUCUCUAUAAUGCUAUUUUGUGGUCAGACAUACGAACGGACAAGAUGGUCGACCAGAUUGUAGCAAGGUUUCCAGACAACGACAAGAAUCAUUUGCGACCGCUUUGCGGUUUACCGGUUAGCUCGUACUUUUCAGCGUUGAAAAUUCGAUGGCUAAUGAAACAUGUACCUGCUGUGAGAAAAGCCAUGCGCGAACGGCGAUGUAUGUUCGGUACCCUAGAUACCUGGUUGGUCUGGAAUCUGACUGGAGGAAAGGAUGGAGGCUUGUAUAUAACCGAUGUUACAAACGCCUCAAGAACAAUGUUGAUGAACAUUGAAACAAUGAGUUGGGAUGUAACGCUGUGUCGGUACUUUAACAUUCCCAUGAAUAUUCUUCCACAAAUACGAAGUAGUUCUGAAAUCUACGGUAAAAUCAAUGUGGGUCCACUACGGAAUAUAACCAUAUCGGGAAUAUUAGGUAAUCAACAAGCUGCACUUGUAGGACAAAACUGCCUAAAGCAGGGUCAAGCAAAGAAUACAUAUAGAAGUGGAUGUUUUUUACUCUGUAAUACUGGCACUCAGCGAGUAUUCUCAUCACACGGACUGGUGACAACGGUGGCCUACCAGCUUGGACCAAAUAGUCCAGUAGUGUAUGCAUUGGAAGGUUCGAUAGCGGUAGCUGGUUUGGCGAUCAAGUGGUUACGCGACAAUAUGAAGAUGAUGAAGGACGUACACGAGAGCGAACAUCUUGCUCAAAAUGUUUUCAAUACUGGCGAUGUAUACUUCGUACCUGCGUUCUCGGGACUUUAUGCACCUUAUUGGAGAAAAGACGCAAGAGGAAUCAUUUGUGGUAUGACGGCAUAUUCCACGAGAGACCAUAUAAUAAGGGCAUCGCUGGAGGCCGUUUGCUUCCAAACGAGAGAUAUUUUAGAAGCCAUGUUCAAAGACUGCGGUUUUCCGUUAACGAAACUUUAUACCGACGGCAAGAUGUCGACUAACAGUUUACUUAUGCAACUGCAAGCUGACAUUGCUGGAGUACCAGUUUUUAGAUCAACGGUACCUGAUAUUACUGCACUCGGUGCAGCGAAAGCUGCUGGUAAUGCAGCUGAAAUAGAACUGUGGGAUUUGGAGGGAAAGGGUGCGGAAUUAGUUAUGACAGAUACAUUUUUACCUACUACAACACAAGAAGAUCGCGACACGAGGUAUAAAAAAUGGAAAAUGGCUGUGCAAAGGAGCCUUGGUUGGUCAUCAAUCAAAAUGUCUCCACAAAUGACAGAUGAAAGAUAUCGUAUUUUGGCAUCAAUACCAGCUAGCUGGUUCUUUAUAACAAGCUUCGUGUUACUAAGGCUAAGCUACUACUUCGACAAUCGGUGACGCCUUACUAUCAACAAUUCAAUGGUCUUUGAUAUAAUUGUUCAAUAGAUCUUGAGCCAUGUAGAGUCAGGUCUUAUAGACAUCCACACGCUGAACUAAGCUUCUUUCCAGAUUUCUCAAGCUUAUAGUUCCUUCAGAAAAGAACUAUAGCCUUAACGCAAUUACUCUACCCGCAAACACGUACGCACCUUUGAAUUUUAUGCAGCGUACGUUUCCAAAUGUUGUACAUGUAAAAGGAGUAUGGAUAUAUUUUGCAAAUUGUCAUUUGCAAAAUUUGAGAUAAAUUUAUUUUUAAUUAAAACAACGUAAUGCAUUUUAGCCGAUCAACUUUUCAUUUUGACAAUUCUUAGUUAAAUGAAAACUUUACGGCACUAAAAGUCAUAAUUCGUGACAUCCGAACUCGUUUAGAGUGUAAUCCUGUAUGUAAACAUUGUACAGGAUAUUUUCGAUGUACUUUUACGAAAUAUUAUUUUGUUGAUAUUUUACUGAUUAUUAUAAGUUUUCUUUAUAGUCAAUACAUUUUAACUCUUAAUCUAUACUAUUAAAAAAACAAGUAGCAAAUUGACAUGUCAAAACACUUACAACAGAAAAUUAGUUAGUUGAACUGUUUGUGUAAUAGUUCUUUUUUCUUUGUUUCAUUCUGUAAGUAUUGUCAUGCUAAAGUAGAUUUUUUAACGUUGUUAAAAAUGGUAAAUUGAUCUUUGCGGACAGCAAUACCAGAAGUACGACGUCUACGCUUAUUGUAAAAUUGAAAAGCAAUGUAAAAAACUGCUUCAUACUAAAUCAAGUCUUUGUUAUCCUAAAUAAGUUGUAUUUAAGGAAUUAAUAUUUUUGCAUAAACUUGACACCUAUGAAAUGUAUGAUUAUUUUUCAACAUGGUGCUCAUUCGAUUUACCUCAAAAACGCUUAUUCAACAAGCGUGUAUUCAGUCAUCCACCAACAGAUUCUAAAUAAGUAUUGAAUGUUAAACAGUAAUUAUAUUAUAUUGCCAUAUUGCCAAAUAAAUUUGCGAGUUCAAAUUGUGGGGUUAAUGCAACUUAUUUUUGCAUGAAAUAAUUUCAAGUCCCUGUUUACUGUUUUUUAUGUUUUAUCAAAAUACAUUAUAACUAGGCUUUAUUCUGAUGAACAUUUUAGCGAAAUGUAUGAUAUUUUGUUCCUCUAAUUGUAAAAUAUUAGAAAUAAGAACAAGAACGUUAAUAAAACUAUUUGGAAAUUCUUA